Messenger RNA from Dermacentor silvarum, 1380 nucleotides. RefSeq lists its product as uncharacterized. NCBI's taxonomy places the organism in Eukaryota, Metazoa, Arthropoda, Arachnida, Ixodida, Ixodidae. The record is from RefSeq and is a predicted model, not a curated record. The transcript has 14 exons. The coding region runs from base 86 to 1315 and encodes 409 amino acids.
GCGUGUUAGCUGCCGCGCUUGAUUCAUACCGAAAGCAAAGUUUUAUCCACAAUCGUGCCAUCAGGGCUGAAGCGGCAGAAACUAUAUGGCAUCGGCAUCGUUUCACACAUGCUGCUUGAUCUGGUCUGUGUUGUGCUGUUCGCAAGUAUACGCACUUGAAGCCGGCAAAGUGGCCUUUGUAAGGCAUGCCUGUCAGUAUGGAUAUAAUUUAAUUCAAGCGCAGUAUACAUUAAAAGAUGAGUGCAAACGAGCGACAUGCUAUAUAUCUGAUAGGAGGCUUACCAUUGAAGAGUGCGCGGCUACUGCCCCGGAUAAUAGCUCAUGCAGUGUGAAAAGUGACUUCAAGAAAGAGCCAUUUCCAUUUUGUUGCGAAUCGCGCAUUUGUCGAGGGACAAGGACUAUCAUCAACGGCAUUAUUACGCACUACGGGACGAAAGGAGCUGCAGACCAUGCUCGUUAUCUGGAACCAACAGAGAGAUGGAGUGCUCCUAUGAAGUACAUUCUUGGCGCUUGUAAGAAUGGGCAAUGCAGGUACAGAAAGCAAAGAGUUGUUCAUGAAACUAAGCUGACAACACCGUGUGUAAGUGCACGAACCUAUGAGGGAAAAGACUACAUAGGAGUUGAAGAGUGCCCGACGUUUCCGGAAGGCGAUCGUAAUUGCGUCAAAUUGAACGAUGGCAACCCGAACAAUAGAUACCCUUAUUGCUGCCCAGAGUACAUGUGUCCUGCAAAAGGUCGUGAGCGACGGAACACGACACAUGUAGAGAAGGCGGUGAUGCACAAGGGGAUGUGUAAAUAUGGUGGCAAUGCCUUCGCACACGACUUUUCUACCCUGGAACCUUGUCGAACCGCAGUAUGUGACGUACAGCGACGUUGGGUCACAGUGAUAACGUGCUUAGACGAUGAGGACCUGAACUGGACAAGGUGCAAAGCAGUGAAUCCAGUGAUACGGCGGUACGGAAACCAUCCUGUAUGUUGUCCGGAUUACAUGUGCCCAGAUAUGAAAGUUGAUAGACUGCCUGAGCCGCAGACAUUUAAAACAGAAUAUAAAAUAGAUGUUUGCAUAUUUAGAGGAAGAUAUUUUAGGAAGAACCUAUCAACUUCAGAUUCAUGCGAGCUGUGGACUUGCGAUGUUAAAAAAGCUAAAGUUAAAGUGUACACCUGCGAGAAAUACGAACGAGCUAUUGAGCCAGGCUGUACAUUGGAAGUGAAAAAUCCACAGAAGCCUUACCCAGAUUGCUGCAAAAGGAAAGUUUGCCGGUAUUAUUUUUCCACGCAUUAUCCUGGCUCGUACAUUGCCCCAUCUCCGCUGUAGACUUUACUAUUCUUUGAUCAUAGCUGUGUGCGCGAAUAAUGUUUACAAUAAAAACGAAACUGCAA